GAUCUUCGCCUAUCCAAUGUUUCUCCAUAAAGCGCUAAUGCCAUGCAACGCAACCUUCUUUGCAAUGGAUGUGGCUUGCAAGUACUGGCCAUACCUUCAGAAGGCUGCCAACCACCUGCCAGAGCUCCUAGAGCUUUUGAAUUCCACACCCCUCCUUAGUGUCAUGCAUGCACAAAACCACGAGACCAAGUGUCAGAUUGCUUGGAGUGGAAAAUACAUUGAGGGUGCCGGGACUACUGCGGGAGAGGAAGUAGAGCAAGUGAACAGCUACCUGUCCCGCUGUGCUUUGACAACAAAGUACAUGUCCAAAGGAGCACGUGUGGACAUGCUGACUGUUCAUGCCUUAGGGUGGAACAAGAAGAAAACCUCUGGACUGCAACAAGCCCUGUGCUCCCGAUAUGCCAAGACAUGCAAGAUGCUGACGGAAGCUGAGAAGGAAGAGCAGCAGAAAAAGGAGGAUCUGGCCUGCACUGAUGGAGCUGCAUGGGUUGCUGAAGUGCAGGAAUGGGCAACCCGCGUAAGAACACGCCCUUUGAAGCUGCAGCAGGACAUAGAGGGCCGCUAUCUUAACCUUCGACAGAGGAAGCAAGCUCUGUACCGAAAGAAUGACAGUGGUCAGUUGCGUCAUCGUCUGCGGAGCGAGAUGACUGUUGUUAAGAACAGGCUUCUUAAAGACAUUGCCACCUUCAACAGUGCAUCGCCAACAACGACAAUCGACAUUGGAACCGUGGAGCGAUCAUUGUCAGGAGAUGGACCAGCUGUUUUUUGGCCUUGGGAUGUGCAGGGGAGUGUCAGACUUGAGGACAAGCAUGCCUACUUUGUGGCCUCGAUGCGCAGGAAGCGCUUGGAAGAAGAGAAAGGCAUCCUCGUGAAGGAGAUGGAACAGCACACUACAUCACUGAAAAGAUUGAUGUCUUGUCUAGAAGCAAAGAUGUCAUCGGCAGAGUCACAAAAUGAGGGCCUUUCUGCCUUCUGUCGAAGACGGCUUCAUGACCUGACAAUCGUCCAUCUUUCUGCUGUGGCAAGCUACAGGGCUGUUUUAAGCCCACAGGGGACCAAUAGGCCAUCUUGUGAGGAAGGGCAGGGAGAUGACGGGAAUGAGGACGAUGUACACAGCAGUGAUUUCUCAUACACCAGUGAUGAGGAAGAAACGGAGUUUCUUUAAUCUGAGACGGUUUGGAAUCAUCAAUCAUCAUUCCUUGACACCCGCAGCUGUCUCCUUUCUCCUGCUUUCUCCAACACACCAACAGCCUCUCUCUGUCCUGCUCUCCUCUGUCUCCUCCAUCCUGAUCUCCAGUGCAGCAGCAGUGCCAUCCAUGUCACCCCCAGCAGCAGCACUGGCAUUCAUGCCCUCAGUAGCACCCAGGACAGAAAACACAACAUUUAAAUUAAACUGUUAAAAAACUCUGUUAAGCUAUUGCCAUUCCACCAAGAACUAAGUGAUUGCUGUGAGUUAUUCAGCCAGUGGAAUGUGCUGUGUGUGUGUAUGUGUGUGUGUGUGUGUGGGGGGGGGGGGGACUUU
Messenger RNA from Engraulis encrasicolus (European anchovy), 1522 nucleotides. RefSeq lists its product as uncharacterized. The transcript is spliced from 10 exons. The record is from RefSeq and is a predicted model, not a curated record. NCBI's taxonomy places the organism in Eukaryota, Metazoa, Chordata, Actinopteri, Clupeiformes, Engraulidae. The coding region runs from base 17 to 1165 and encodes 382 amino acids.